Messenger RNA from Arachis stenosperma, 534 nucleotides. Its product is annotated as protein FAR1-RELATED SEQUENCE 5-like. The transcript has 2 exons. NCBI's taxonomy places the organism in Eukaryota, Viridiplantae, Streptophyta, Magnoliopsida, Fabales, Fabaceae. The record is from RefSeq and is a predicted model, not a curated record. The coding region runs from base 1 to 534 and encodes 177 amino acids.
AUGGUGUCCAAAUUAGAAUUGAAGCACACUCACACGUGUUUUGCUAAGCAAGUUGUGCAUUAUAAUGAGUACAAGGAACUGACCAUGCAUGCCAAGUGUGUGAUUCAGAACAACGAUGAGGCUAGCAUACGGCCCAACAAGACUUAUCUCGCACUGGCGAACAAGGUUGGUGGGUCAUCAAAGUUGGGUUACUCAGAAAAGGAUGUGAGGAACAACAUAAUGAGGAAUCUGCGCUGUGCUAACAUAAAUGCAGAUGUGAAGGAAAUGAUUAGCUAUUUCAUGCGAAUGAGAGAUAUAAACUCGAAUUUCUUUUAUGCAGUUGAUGUGGACAAGCUUAAGAGUGCGCUAUGGGUAGAUGCAAGAUGCAGGGCGUCCUAUGAAUAUUUUAGAGAUGUGGUAUCGUUUGAUACAACGUACAGUAGAAACAAGCAUGGACUUCCGUUUGCAUCUUUCGUUGGUGUCAACUAUCACCGAAAGUUCACUCUACUCGGAUCUGCUUUGUUGGAAAAUGAGAAAAUUCGUAAUUUUGAGUAG